Lampris incognitus (smalleye Pacific opah) is the source of this 2835-nucleotide messenger RNA. RefSeq names its product v-myb avian myeloblastosis viral oncogene homolog-like 2a (gene mybl2a). Gene Ontology annotation, biological process: regulation of DNA-templated transcription. The record is from RefSeq and is a predicted model, not a curated record. NCBI's taxonomy places the organism in Eukaryota, Metazoa, Chordata, Actinopteri, Lampriformes, Lampridae. Bases 193 to 2835 code for a protein of 880 amino acids. Gene Ontology annotation, cellular component: nucleus. The transcript has 12 exons. Gene Ontology annotation, molecular function: DNA-binding transcription factor activity, RNA polymerase II-specific; protein dimerization activity; RNA polymerase II cis-regulatory region sequence-specific DNA binding.
AGCAACAACAGUUCGUAAGACGGCACGUCAUUUUCACAAAGCAGCGUGGUCGCUGCAGGUUAUUAACACGAUUUGACUGUUUGUUGCAAAUUAUAGAGAAUAUCCGUAGUGUAAGAAAUAUUCCUGCAGUCACUUCGGAUACUCGGAUUACACGGACUCCACUUCCUCAACCUGGAGAGCGAGAAGCGCGGCAUGGAAAAAGUGGAAAAUAAACUGCGCAUUGACACUGACUCAAGUACAGCAGAGAAGAAGGACAAGUGUAAAGUCAAGUGGACACUGGAGGAGGAUGAAAAUCUGAAAAUCCUGGUCAACAGCUUGGGAAAAAAAGAUUGGAACGCCAUCGCCAUCUUCUUACCUGGACGGUCAGGCUACCAGUGUUUGCACCGCUGGAAGAAGUACUUGGAUCCUAACCUGGUCAAGGGCGCCUGGACCAAAGAGGAAGAUGAAAAGGUCAUUGAGCUUGUGAGUAAAUAUGGCACCAAACAGUGGUCUCUGGUUGCCAAGCACCUAAAGGGGCGACUGGGGAAACAGUGCCGUGAGCGCUGGCACAACCACCUGGACCCAGAGGUGAAAAAGACCUCUUGGACCAUAAAAGAAGACCUGAUCAUAUACAAGGCUCACUCCAUUCUGGGAAACCGGUGGGCUGAGAUUGCAAAGCUGCUUCCUGGAAGAACGGACAACUCCAUAAAGAACCACUGGAACUCCACCAUAAAACGUAGAGCUGACAUGGGUGAAUUUGAAGAGGGGGCCAAGAACAUUUACAUUGACACUCAAUGGCUUGAGCAAGGAGAGGUCUUCAGCUAUGAUGUUGUUAUAGACUCUGACCCGGUAUCUCUACUGGAGAUCAAGCAGAAGGAAGCGAAGACGCAGGAUUUGACGCGAACCAAGCAGAAGACGGUCAUCAGUCCUCCACAGACAUUGACAUCCAGGAGAGAGUUUUCCUCCUGCAGUCCCUCCUCCCUCCCUAGCGCUGGCUCCAGCAGCAGCUCCACCUCCAGUGUCACACCGGUUGCCCAGGCAGUCUUGCAGAAGAAGCUCACCAAUGCAGCACUGAUGAUGAUCGCUGAGGACAUGUUGCCUCUCAGUUUUGUAGAGGGCUCGGGCUUCAGGUCUUUCAUGAGCACCAUUGGCCCCCAGUACCACAAAAUAUCCCAGCGCACUGUGGGGUUGCAGCUCUACGAGGAUGUGGAGAAGGACAUAAAGCCCCAGCUCAUCCGUGACCUCAAGGCCUGCCGUGCUACCACCAAUGUUGGGCACAACGUCAUUCAUAUCACCGUCGACCUCUGGGCAGGAAGUGGCUCUCCGGUGGAGGAGGCCAUCCUUGCCGUGCAGCUCCACUUCCUUGAUGACAACUGGCAGAUCCGCCGUCCCACUGUGGCCUUCCGCCACCUCAGCGCCAAGAGCCUAAGCGCAGCUGUUGCCAGUGAGCUGGAAGGUGUGCUGCUCAGCUAUGGCCUUUUCCCCGAAAACAUUGGCUACAUCCUUACCAACCAGGCCAAGGAAGCCUUGGAAGCUAACAGCUUGUUUUGCAACUACAAGUUCUUGAGCUCAUCACACAGGGGAGAACCUGAUGGGGAUGAGAUUGUUGGCUUCCUAGCUGACCGGCUCCCUGAAACUGAGGAGCCAUCCCCAUUCUCUGAGUUGCAGAUGGGGAUCAAGGUGAGCUGUGUGGCCCACAAGCUGCAUCUGGUGAUCAGGGAGGCACUGAAGAAUUCCAGGGUGGUGGAAAACGUGCUGUUCCAGGUCCACAAUGUGGUGGCUUUUUUCAGGAGUAGCACCUACUGGAGCGAGGUACUACUGAAGGAAUGUGGUUUGUCUCUGUGCUCUCCUGCCCAAAAUUGCCGUUGGAACUCCUUGAUGGUGUCUGUGCGGCGUUUGGUUCAAGAGUCAGCCUGGAGUGCAAUCAUGACCCUCCUGGCCCAGGCUCGCACAGAGGCCAGAGAUGCAACCAGUGCACCGCCCCUUGUAAGGGCAAAAAGGGAGCAGGUCAUGGACAUCCUUGGUCUCCUUGAGCCUUUUGAGGAAGCCAUCCAGGUCCUACAAGGAAAUGGGAUAACCAUCUCCUUCAUCAUCCCAUCCCUCAUUGGCCUGGAAAAGACUUUGGAGCACCGUGCCACCAGCUACAUCCAUUUCUCCAAGGCUCUGCGCUCUGGCCUCUGCACCCAUUUUCAGUCUCUGAUUAUGGAGAGUGAUCUGAUACUGGCAGCUGUGCUUGACCCCAGGAUCAAACUUCAGCCAUUUGCUGACACCAAACAAGAAGAAAAUGAGUCACUCCUUGUGGCUCCAUCAAAGAGUCAGGCCCGUUCCGUGUUGGAGGCCACACUAGGGGUUGGAAAAACCUCUGUCCUUCCCUCUGUAGAGACAGAAGAAAAGCAGGUCGACACUGAGUCAACAAAGGAGCAGGACAAAGAGGAUGUGAGCCAAACAGACACUGCGAUUGAGGCCACCAGUGCCUGCUUAGAUCCCAAAGAUGACAAUAGAAAUGGUAAUAACAUCAAACGCAAAUCCAUCUCCAGCUUUCUUCAGCCGCCCUCGAAGACUAUGAAGAUCUCAGAAUUGGAGUUGUAUCUGUCAGAGCCGCUGUUGGAAAGCAACUCCACUUUGUUGUUUUGGAGAUGUGCUAAUAGGUUCCCCCUUCUCCAAAACAUUGCCAGGAGGCUGUUGGUGGUACCAGCAUCCUCAGGGGGCUUUGACCGGCUCUAUCCAAUGGCCACAUGUAUUGUUAGGUCGAAGAGGAGCCAUUUGCCCCCUCACACCACAGAGAGACUGCUUCUCUACAGGGAUUCCAAAAGGCGGAAAGAGGGAAAGAAGCCCAGCAAGGCCACUAAACGCUGA